GUUGGUCAUACUUUAAAUUUCCAAUUGACAUGUUGACAAGACCAAUGAUUAUCACAUGUCAGUGAGUUAGAACUGAUCAACAAUAAAGUUGAAAAUGUUUCAUGAUUGAAUUAUUCGGUAGAUCCUAAAAAGAUAUCUAAAAUUCAAUAUUUUUACAACAAUGCAACAUCAAUAUUGGGUAACUAAGAAGAGUGUUCUAAGAAAAUUAGGUGGAAAGGAAGAUGAAUGCAUCGUAUCGUCUGAUGCCGAACUGGACGCUAAAUUGGAAUUAUUCAAAUCAAUUAAUGAAAGUUGUGCACAGUUACAACGUGUUAUCGACCUAUAUCAAGAAAGAUUAUGUUAUUUAGCACAAGAGGAAAAUAUUCUUGGAAGAUACUUACGAGACUGUGGAAAAAAUGAAAAAAAUGCAUCAGCAGGACAGAUCAUGUCUACUUCAGGGAAAGCCCUGGCAUAUACUGGACAUCAAAGACUCACCAUUAGACCCUCCUUAGUGAGAUUACAUCAUGAACUUGAAACAUUUCGAAAUAGAGCCAUUACAGAUACAAGGGCUACAAUAGCAGAAAUGGAGAAAGCUAGGACCGAAUAUAGAGCAGCACUAAGUUGGAUGAAAUCUGUAUCAUCAGAAUUAGAUCCUGACACAGGACAUGGCUUAGAAAAAUUCAGAAAAGCUCAGUCUUAUGUUAAAAAAUCAAAAACAAAAUUUGAUAGGUUAACCCUUGCUUGUUUGCAAAAAGUAGAUCUACUUGCAGCUGCAAGAUGCAAUAUGUUUUCACAUAGCUUAGUUCCAUACCAAAGUGCAAUUGUAAAUUUUUCUACAAAGUCAUCAGAAACUUUAAGUACAGCUGCAACUAAAUUGGACACAGUGCAACCUUCGGAUACUUCAACCAUUAUGGAGUUAUUUAAUCCUUCUGAGGUAGAUAAAUCCAAAAAGACAUUCUUCAACUCGGAUUAUACUGAUGAACCACCAUUAAAUCAAACGACGAAAGAUGAAGGAUCUGAUUCAAACGUGAAAAAUGAAGAAUCUCGAGUUGGUGAUACAGCAGAUCUGCUUAAUGCUGCCUUUUUGAUUGAUUCCCCAACAGAACAAGCGCCAACUGCUGAUAAUGCUGAUAAAAAACCAAGUUCUGACUUAUUGGAUCUGAAUUGGUCAUCAAAUACGGAUUUUAUGGCUGGAGAUUUUAUGCCAUCAAAACUGAUGCAGGAAGAUUUCUUUAACAUUCCAAUGGCUACAUCCAAAAAAGAAGAAAAUGUUCAGGAUUUAAAUAAUAUUUCUAACAAAACAUUGCAAAACAACAUGACUAGCGAAAACAAGGUUUCUUGGUUAAGUCUUUUUGCCGAGUUAGAUCCUCUUGCAAAUCCAGCUCUAGAAAAUAACUCUGCUACUUCCGACAAAGUGUAAAGCAUGAUCUUUAAUUUAUAUUUAGAUAUUUAUGAAGAUGUGGAAAUUGUGGAAGAUUGUAACAGUUUUGCUUAUAUCUCACAUAUAUUGUUUCAAAAAUGUCAUAAAAUUAGUUUCAAACUACAAUCAAAACAGAAGAUUUUGUAUACCCAAAAUUCAAAACGACUGAACUAUGAAAUUUUCCAAAUCAAAAUAAAUUCCUGGUUGCUAUACACUAAUAUACCAACCAACUUUUUGUGCCAAAGUUAUACGUAGAUUUUUGAGUUUGUAUGGUCGCAAUAUUGUCUCCUAUAUAGUUUUGAAUUAUACAUCAUUUUGAUAAUUUAAUAACUGAUUUAAUUAUAUAGAUAAAUUAUCAAUAGAAUAUAAAUAGCAACAACUGCACUCUCGACAUCAUAUAGUAGAAUAAAAACCAAAUAUAUAUACUAAGUUUUUUUUCUGACACAAAGAUCACGAAAUUCCUUGGUUCUGAUUAUUAAUGUUAACCUUGAGGUUAUUAAUUGAUUAUUUGUUAAAAGUACUUCCUAUUCCAGAAACUCCAAUUUUCUUCAUCUAAUUUUAUUAAAACUUGGAAAAUUAACAAUAUAGAUUAUAUUUGAAAAUUAUUCUAAGUUUUUUUUAUUUUUUCGAAAAAAAAUUGCUUUUUUCUGUUUCAAAUAUUACAGGAAAAUUGAAUGUAAAUAACUUGGAAACAAGAUCUGACCAAAAACUACUUUUCUGCCUAUAUGCUGUGAUGUCUACUGAAACUUUUGUUCGGAAGCUCUAAUUCGAACACUGUCUAUCUCUACUAUUUGGUUCAUAUUAUACACUCACAGACUCCUAACACUAAUUCCAAAUAAAUUUCACGGAUAUACGAGGUGCGUCCAUUGUAUUUUUAUUAUAUUGAAUGUAUGUUGUAUAACAGGAAAUUUUAUUUCAUAUUAUAAGAGAAAAUGGUUUGAUAUAUGGCACACAAACAAAAUAGAGCCAUUAAUUGGUGGUUGGAUUAGAGCUUUUAAACGAUAUGAUACCAUCCUGAAGUGAUCAUAUAAGAUAAUACCUCUAAAUAAAGCUGGGGUUAAGCUUCGUCCUUUUAGUACACUUUCUAUUAUUCCAAAUGACAUCCAAAUUUCUUCUUAUUUAGAAAUUAAGUUGAAGAAUAUUUCAUUUAUCACUUAUUACUUUUAUUUUUGCAUUUUUUCAAAUAUUUCUGGUAUUGACAAAUGGUUUAGUAUUUCAUAAAUAUCUCCCUCGAAUAAUGCAUGGAAAAGUGUAUGAGUUUUCCAUAUUUAACCUACUAUGGAUUUCUUAAAAACAGUCGUUAUUUUUAAUACAGUAUUUCAUUAAAUAUUUCAUCCAGGUUUAACAAGAAACUUAAUCUUAUUAAAUUUAGUAAUUAUUAAUUAGAAGCAAGUAAGUUAUAACAUUCCAGUAAUUUCAAUUCCUGUUUUAUAAUCGUUUUUUGAGUAAUAUGUCGUUGCAUCAUUUUUAUAUAGUUUAUAUUAAAUUUUGUAUAUUUUAUGUUUAUAAAUUGAAGACACCAUUUUAAGGGCCAAUAAAUAUCUAAAUAAAUGAAACUGGUUUAGCAUCAUACCAAAGAUAAUUUUUUAUGAUUAUAGAUUGAUUGUACUUCUAUUUAAUUUGUUUCUUUCUUAUAUUAGUCAUUUAUCCUUAUAUUAAAUAUAUACCUACACAA
This is a messenger RNA of Diorhabda carinulata, 3074 nucleotides long. RefSeq names its product islet cell autoantigen 1 (gene ICA69). The coding region runs from base 161 to 1399 and encodes 412 amino acids. Gene Ontology annotation, molecular function: protein domain specific binding. The record is from RefSeq and is a predicted model, not a curated record. Gene Ontology annotation, cellular component: Golgi apparatus. The transcript has 3 exons. NCBI's taxonomy places the organism in Eukaryota, Metazoa, Arthropoda, Insecta, Coleoptera, Chrysomelidae. Gene Ontology annotation, biological process: regulation of transport.